Molecule: messenger RNA, 1322 nt
Organism: Corapipo altera (White-ruffed manakin)
Lineage: Eukaryota; Metazoa; Chordata; Aves; Passeriformes; Pipridae
Gene: C1QTNF12
Product: C1q and TNF related 12
Exons: 8
Coding region: 106-1068 (320 amino acids)
Biological process (GO): negative regulation of gluconeogenesis; positive regulation of insulin receptor signaling pathway; positive regulation of D-glucose import across plasma membrane
Molecular function (GO): hormone activity
Source: RefSeq, a predicted model, not a curated record
GACCCUGUUAUUUUUUAUUUUUGGACAGAGGACUCUGUUCCUUUAUUGGUGGUGAAGGUUUUUUUUUUUUUGUGCUUGGACUUGGCCCCUCCCUCCCUUUCCAAAAUGAAGGGGUGCACCUGGGUGUUUGUGGCAACUUUACUGUGUCAGCAGUUUUGCCUCUUCAGGGUUUCAGCAGCAAAGAGAGAGAGGAAGGUGAAGAAAGAACCCAAUCAGUACACAGAGCCCUUCAACACCACCCUGUCCAACAGUGAGGAGCUGCACGGGCAUCCCAAGGUCCUGGAUUCUGCAGACCCCCGGAUCACAGACCCCCGGCGCACCUGGAUCUCCUUCGUGCACCGCCCGGAUGAUGGGAACACCUCCAAGAGGAGAUGCAAAGGGAAGGAUAAGAAACUGCGUGGCCUCGUUGGGCCCCCGGGACCUCCCGGGCCUCAGGGACCUCCGGGAGCCCCUGGAGCUGAAGUGACCCGGGAAGUCCUUCUGCAGGAGUUUAAGGAGAUCUUAAAAGAAGCCAUCGAGCGUCGAGCAGCCCUGGCUGUCUCAGCCCAUCCCAGCCAGCUGCCUCCACUCCUGCUCUCCCUGGAGGAGGUUUCAUCCCACAGACGUGUGGAAGAGGCUUUCCACUGCAAGCUGAAGGGACAGGUCACCGUGGAUAAGAAGACCCUGGUGGAACUUCAGAAUUUCCAGUCGCCUCUGGCCAAAGGAGCUUUCCUGCGAGGGACGGGGCUGAACUUGGCCACGGGACGGUUCACGGCGCCCGUCUCGGGCAUCUACCAGUUCUCAGCCAACAUCCACGUGGACCACAGUGAGCUGAAGAGCAAAGUGCAGCUCCGAGCCAGGGACAACGUCCGGGUGUUGAUCUGCAUCGAGUCCCUGUGCCACAGAUACACGUCUUUGGAAGUCAUUGCUGGGCUGGAAAGCAACAGCAAGAUCUUCACUAUCUACGUCCAUGGGUUACUGCAGCUGCAGGCUGGACAAUACACCUCCAUCUUCGUGGACAACAGCGCCGGAGCUCCCGUCACCAUCCAGAACGGAUCUGACUUCAUGGGAAUGUUGAUGGGAGCAUAGCAGGGAAGGGAAGGAUGGGAACCACAUCCCUGGGAAGGGAAGGAUGGGACCCACAUCCCUGCAGCGUAGAUUGGACUGAGGAAAACCCUGCUCUGACCUCGAAAACUGCUCCCUGGGACUGUGGCAUCCUUUCAAACAAGCCAAGAGCCCUUUUUCCCUUCACAGCCCCUCCUCGGCUUUGCUUUCAGAGGCUGCUGCUUCUCCAGGUCCACACCGGGUCAUUUGUCACCCAAAACGUGCUUUUGUCCCUCUGA